This is a messenger RNA of Eutrema salsugineum, 2274 nucleotides long. RefSeq lists its product as uncharacterized. NCBI's taxonomy places the organism in Eukaryota, Viridiplantae, Streptophyta, Magnoliopsida, Brassicales, Brassicaceae. The coding region runs from base 1 to 2274 and encodes 757 amino acids. The transcript is spliced from 4 exons. The record is from RefSeq and is a predicted model, not a curated record.
AUGUCUUCCAGUUCUUCAAUUAACUCUUCUUCUAAUCAAAUCCUUCCAGAGGAUCGCCGCGAAUCCUCAGAGCCGAGCUCUUCCUCCUCAAACCCUCAUCUAUCGAAUUCGUCUCAGGGAGAAAGCAAUCCCCCACAUCUAGUUCGCAAGAACUCUAGGUCUGCUGAUGCGAGCAGCAGCCAUGCUAGACCAAGAGUCAAAGCUACCGAGCAGUUGGCGACAGAAACUCGCGAGACGGAAGCUCGUGCUGGACCGAACGCUGGUGGUAUCGACCAUGAGAUCGAGGAGGUCGAGGAACUCGUAGAAGAAAAUCAGGAGGAGAACGCUAACGAAGCGGAAGUUGCCAAAGACAACCUUGAUGCAGUGGAUCAUGCUUCGCCACCACUUCCAAGACGAAAGGUCGUUCGUCCCAACAACGUCCCAUCUUCUUCUGUCUCUCCGGGUGCUGUUCGAGCCGUACUUGAAGAACACGGGCUCUCGGAUCAAGUCAUCUUCAUAAUUCCAGAAGCCGGAGAUCGGCCAUGGGACGUCCCCAAAGGCUUCCUCUGCGUAUAUUUGACUUAUUUCACGCAAUGCGGACUUUCGCUUCCGAUCCCUUCUCGUAUUCUUGGGUACUGUAACCGGCGCGGCGUAGCUCUCACGCAGGUGAUGCCAGCCUCGAUAACGAACUACGUAGGGUUCGUUACUUUGUGCGAUGAGCUCGGCGAAAUCCCCUCUAGUCGUCUGUUCGAAGAUAUCUUCUCGGUCAACAUCCACAAGUCUAAGGAGUGGUUCUUCGCAGCGAACGCCAAACCGAAGAAGAACAUCGUCACUGGGGCUAAACCUAGUAAAUUCAAUGACCAUUUCGUCAUCUCCCGAGCAUUAUUCUCAACUCCGGACUUACCUCCGAAUUCGAAGCAGCUUUCAGCGAAGCCGUUUACUCCGAGCUCCUCCUUGACAUAUUUCCAUUGCAGCUUCUGUUCGAAAACCGAAACCGCGGAACCAAAAGCUCGAGCUAACAAGCCCCGAGCUGCUCCAAGACGAAGGGCACCGAAGUCACAAGCCAAACGAACCCGGACAGCAAGGAUGCUUUCACUCGACGAUAUCCCCACCUUGUUCGACGGGGAGGAACCGAACGUCGCCGAUCCGACCCCUAUCCCUGCUACCGAAGGGACCAUUGAGCAACCGGAAGAGCUGCCACCUGCUGCGAACUCACCUGACCAAGCCGGUCAGAAGAAAUUAAAGAAGAAGAAGUCCUCAAAGAAAACCAAGAGGAUUGAAGACUCUUCUCGGGCGCAGGAUGCACCCGCCGAGCUCAAUCCACCGACGGCUGUGGCUUCGGACCUCGCUCUUUCUCAGGAUCGAGUUGAGGCUUCUCACUCUCGGAAGAGGCAGGCCGAGGAUCACACCGAAGGCUCUCCAGGGCCAGAGCCAGCCAAAAGGACUAAGGUGUGUUUUGAUUAUGACGAAGAGGGUCCUUUUGAGGAGAACGUGGAUGCUUGCGCCGAUCUUUACCACAAGAUCUCCUCCGACGUCCCGAGUCUCCCGGCGAUAUCUGAGCUCCGGUUCCCUAACUUGUACAAAGGGAUUGCUCGCACAACUGCCGUGCUCGCCAGCCAGACCAACACUCUGGUUGCCGCGUACGAGGUAGCUCUUUAUGACGAGCAAGUUAGAGCUGCUGAGCUCGAGGAGAGGGUCGCCAAAGCGAAAGAGUGUCUCGCUACCGAGCUCCAAAUUAAUGAAACUCUCCACUCCUCGGUCGAUCUGCUAAAGCAAGAGAGCCCGGAGUUGAAAGCAGUGAGAAAGGAGGUGACCGAGGCUCAAAGCACGCUUGUUCAGGAGUUCGAGAAGGACCGGGACCGGCUGAGGGACUUGGUGACCCACUGGAAGAGUCGAGCUAAGAGCGUUCACGCGAAGGCAUGCGAGCGCUUAGAGAAGGUCAUUCGAAGCUUGGACGACGCUGAUCGAGCUCGUAAGCCGUACCUGGUGGUCAACCAGCUUACUGGAGUUCUCGGCUUCAUCAAGCAGCUCAAGAAGAAAGGCUUGUACGAGGUCCCGCCUGAGAUGGUAGCUGACAUCGAGGCGAAACAUGCUAAAGCUUUGGAGGACUUCCGCUCGGUCGAUGCUUGCGUCCUAACUGAAGAGGAUAAGCGAAUGUCUCCGUUUUCGGAGGAAGAUGACGCGUCGGCCGUGAAUGUUACUCAGAGUGCUCAUGACCCGGUGGUAAGCGAGCUGUUCAGUUCUAACGAGGAGAUGCUUAACGCCGAUCAAGCUACUACUUCAAAGACUGCCUAG